AUGGAGCUCACCCUCAGCUCUCGACAGCUCCCGCUCGCUCCACCGGCUCAGCCUGUCCGCGCAAAACCCAACAAGGAGACGGCAAAGAACGUCCCCGCAUUCCUCACAAAGCUCUUCACCAUGGUGUCGGACCCGGGCACCGACGACCUCAUCCGCUGGUCAGACGACGGCGAAUCCUUCUUCGUCCCCUCGGCCGACAGGAUGGGCACCGAGCUCCUCCCGCUCUAUUUCAAGCACCAGAACUUUGGCUCGUUCGUCCGCCAACUCAACAUGUACGGCUUCCACAAGGUGCCUCACCUCCAGCAGGGCGUCCUCAAGCGCGACAACUCGGAGGACGGCGACAUGCUCGAGUUCUGCAACGCCAACUUUCAGCGCGGCCAGCCCGACCUCCUGUGCAUGAUCCACCGCAAGGUCAAGACGGACGGCGCCGUCGUGCCCUCGGCCGGCUCGGACGGCACCCUCGACCUCUCGUCGCUCAUCACCGACCUCGCCGCGAUCCGCAAGCACCAGACGGCCAUCAGCGCCGACCUCAAGGAGCUCCAGGCGCGCAACCACGCCCUGUGGCAGGAGGCCGUCCAGUCGCGCGAGAAGCACAAGAAGCAGGAGGAGACGAUCAACAAGAUCCUGCGCUUCCUCGCCGGCGUCUUCGGCGGCCAC
This is a messenger RNA of Rhodotorula graminis WP1, 657 nucleotides long. RefSeq lists its product as uncharacterized. Gene Ontology annotation, molecular function: DNA-binding transcription factor activity; sequence-specific DNA binding. The record is from RefSeq and is a predicted model, not a curated record. The annotation marks the transcript as partial. The transcript is spliced from 4 exons. NCBI's taxonomy places the organism in Eukaryota, Fungi, Basidiomycota, Microbotryomycetes, Sporidiobolales, Sporidiobolaceae. Gene Ontology annotation, biological process: regulation of DNA-templated transcription.